Molecule: messenger RNA, 932 nt
Organism: Strongylocentrotus purpuratus (purple sea urchin)
Lineage: Eukaryota; Metazoa; Echinodermata; Echinoidea; Camarodonta; Strongylocentrotidae
Exons: 3
Coding region: 373-891 (172 amino acids)
Molecular function (GO): metal ion binding
Source: RefSeq, a predicted model, not a curated record
UAUAAAGUGAACCUGUUUGCAGAGAGAGGAACAAAGAAAUUAGCAAUUUGGGAACUUAUAUAGGCCUACAAUACAUUUAGGCUAUUAAUGACCUACUCAUAAUUUUAAUAAAAAACGCCAUCUUGAGACAAAAACAUUAUAGCUCCUUAACACAGUACGAGCUAGUGUAUAUAAAGCUAGGCUAUUGAAAUACCAUAGAGUUUAAUAUCAGUAAGGAUUAGUUUUUCAUAAUUCACAAUAGGAAUCUUUAAAUAAAAGACUAUUGGAGUAAGGAAUAUAUACAGAACAUUAUAUAUCAAAGUUACAGAACCGUUAAUUGUAGACUUGUAAUUAUUAACCAGAACUGUUGCAAGUAUAUAAGCAAAAUUUACCAUGAUGGAUACAAUUGAAUUUAAGAAAACACUUGAUGAAAUCAUGAAUAUACUGACUAGUUGUGCAUUGGUGACCAACCCAGAGCUUAAUGAAUGCUGUAUCUGUAACAAUGAAAUCAAAGAAAAUGAAAGUGAUGCAAGAUGUGACUGUUGUAGUAAGCAUUUUCAUGUGACAUGUAUGGGAUUCCCUUGUGAAGACAGACUGAGUGACCUGACAUUGAUCUGGAUUUGUCCAUUUUGUGGCAAUAACAACAUUGCUCAUCGCAUGUUUGAUAAAGUAUGCAUCCCUUCUCAUUUCAAUAGAUACAAAGUCCUUGAUGAAGAACGUGAUGAAUACUGUUGCAGUACUGACUUGCCCCAAUCAUCUAAGAACGACAGAAGGAAAUAUACCAGAUCAAAGAAGAGAUCAAGGAUUUCCGAAUGUACAGAGUUCAUGCUGGUGGCAAGAGAAAAGAAGCAAAGAACAAGAAAGGUCGAGCAAGUAACAAGAAAGAAGCAGUCGAGGUUUCCUGAGUUGUAACGGACACAGUGUUGUACUUCGUACUCAAAGCUGGCAAGGUG